Molecule: messenger RNA, 2410 nt
Organism: Nanorana parkeri
Lineage: Eukaryota; Metazoa; Chordata; Amphibia; Anura; Dicroglossidae
Product: protein CLEC16A-like
Exons: 20
Biological process (GO): endosome to lysosome transport; endosomal transport; regulation of autophagosome maturation
Cellular component (GO): endolysosome membrane; late endosome
Source: RefSeq, a predicted model, not a curated record
AUGGCAUCCACACCGCUGCCAGCAAGGGACAAGAGUUACCUAGCGUGGAAUGAGCGGCUCAGGAAGGAGCAGUAUGGACGCGGAGUGAAAACUUUGCUCCUCCAAAGUUUCGGGGCCACGCAGGGUCCCUUCUUCGGGAAGAAGGGGGGGUGGAGUGUAGAGGUGUCUGAGCGCUGGAAGAAGUGCAAAACAUUGCCGGAGAGGUGGCAGAGGGUGUACGUGCAGCUGAGGGUCAGGCAGAGGAAGGAAUUUACACUGGAAGUAGAAUGCUCCAGUGGCAAAAAAAGAAGUGUGUGCGAUCGCUGUGCGGGCGGGGAACGUGGCUGCCAUGCCCUUGACUUCAAUGCACCGCCAUGCCUUCUGACACACCAGCUGUCUUCUAAGUUUAACAACCAACCAAUGCUGCACUAUAUUAGAGAUAAAACUGCGGUUCCCUACUUUUCUAAUUUGGUUUGGUUUAUUGGAAUCCAUGUUAUUGAACUUGAUAAAUGUGUCCAGACAGAUGAAGAACACAAGAACCGGGGAACGCUUAGUAAUUUAGUGUCACAACAUUUGGAUCACCUAAACUAUCUCAAUGAUAUUCUGAUUAUUAACUGCGAAUUCCUCAAUGAUGUUCUGACAGAUCAUUUGUUGAACAGAUUGCUACUUCCACUAUAUGUCUACUCACUGGUUAAUCAAGACCAGCCAUCAGAACGUCCAAGGAUAAGCCCUCAAGUGGCUCUGUACCUCUUAUCACAGGUCUUCUUGACAAUCCAUUAUGCACCAUUGGUUAACUCUUUGGCUGAUGUUAUCCUAAAUGGAGACCUUUCAAUGUUUUCUUCUAAACCAGAACAUGAUGUUCAGCAGGGUUCUGCGGACUCCAGCAUUCGUUGCUUCACUAAACCCCAGGAAACACUAGAGAAGUCCUUGGAGAUUAACCGACAGAGAGGGAGGAAGAAACACCAAAAGAGGCCCAACUAUAAAAAUGUUGGUGAAGAGGAAGAAGACGAGAAGCCACCAGAAGAGAUUCAAGAAGACCUAGAUAAAGGGAAAGGUGCAGAGAGUACCUCUAAAGGUGUCAAGGGAAGUGGGGAUACAGAAGAAAUUGAAAUGGUGAUCAUGGAAAGAUCAAAAGCAACUGAAAAAUUUGCAGUCAUAAAAGAGGAGAACACCACUGAUGAAGAGAAGAGUGCUGCAGCAGCAGAAGCCCAUGCCUCCCAAAAUAGACCCUUUCUUGACAUGGUUUACAGUACACUGGAAUGUACUGAGGACGAUUAUUAUACUCUGUUUGUCUUAUGUCUUCUUUAUGCUAUGUCACAUAAUAAUGGAAUAAAGCCCUCUAAACUUGAGAAAAUCCAGCUCUGUUUGCAGCCAGCAAAAGAGGACCGUACUUACAACCAUGUCUUAGUGGAAAGACUUAUCAGAAUAAUGAGCAAUGCAGCAAAUCCAGAUAGCAAGGUACGUUUGGCAACCUUGGAGCUUGCAUGCAUCCUCCUGAAGCAGCUUGUUCUGUUUGAAGGCGACUGCAUCAUAAAGGAUAUCCAUCUAGCAUGCCUGGAGGGCGCAAGAGAAGAGAGUGUACAUCUUCUUGGGCAUUUCUACAAGGGAGAGGAGAUAUUUUUGGAUAUGUUCGAAGAUGAAAACAGGAGCAUGGCGAGCAAGCCUCUAAAUGUAGAGUACUUGAUGAUGGACGAAUCUAUUCUACUCCCUCCAACUGGAACACCAUUGACAGGCAUAGAUUUUGUUAAGCGCCUUCCUUGUGGAGAUGUUGAAAGAACUCGUAGAGCCAUCAGAGUAUUCUUCAUGUUACGGGCUUUAUCGCUCAGUCUGCGGAAAGAGCCUGAGACUCAACUUCCUUUGACCCGAGAAGAGGACCUCAUAAAGACAGAUGAUGUGCUUGACCUCAAUAACAGUGAUUUGAUUGCAUGCACAGUAAUUCCAAAGGAUGGAGACCAAGUGCAAAGAUUUUUGGCAGUUGAUAUCUAUCAGAUGAGCCUCGUGGAACCAGAUAGCAAAAGACUUGGAUGGGGUGUUGUGAAGUUUGCUGGUUUAUUACAGGAUAUGCAAGUUACUGGUGUAGAAGAUGACAGCCGAGCUCUAAAUAUUACUAUCCACAAACCAGCAUCAACUCCCCAUUCCAAGCCAUUUCCUAUUCUUCAAGCUACAUUCAUCUUUUCUGACCACAUCCGUUGUAUUAUAGCCAAACAAAGAUUAGCUAAAGGACGCAUUCAGGCAAGACGGAUGAAGAUGCAACGGAUAUCUGCUCUUCUAGAUCUCCCUGUCCAACCAUCGAAGGAAGUAGUGGGUUUUGGUCACACCUCCACAUCGUCAACUCAGCAUUUGCCCUUUAGGUUUUAUGAACAGUCUCGACGUGUUGGAAGUGACCUUACAGUGCAGCGUUCUGUUUUUGCAUCAGUUGACAAAGUACCAG